GGUGCAACUGCAAAUAACAAGCGAGCAAAUAAAGCAUACCGCCGCGCCGCGCGCCGAGUCGAUCAAAUUCAGACUGAUUCAGACUGAUUCAGACUCGAUCAGACUCGUUUGACAGAUGCGUUUCAGAUGAUCCGAAACAUUCAACAACCAAAUCGACAUAAUGAAUUCGAGUUAGUGUGUUUUUAGUGAUGUCGCAUGUCGUGUCGAACUUUACAUAGUUAUGGAGGAUAGUAUGAGCGUUAAGUCAAUGGAAUCAGUGGCAACAAGCGAUGAAUAUGAAUUUGUAAACGAUAGAGGCAACGGGAAACAGCAGCAAACAUUGAUUGAACUACCAAUGUUAAAAAUUGCCAACAACGGCAAUUUGGAAGAUCUUCAGAAUAAUCUCCGCGAGGUGUUAACAGAAGACUCAAAAAUGGAAAGUAACGAGUACAAAAUUGUAAGCAGCGGACAGCAAAAUCAAGCAAAAGCGAAAAAAGUAGGGCAUAGUAAAUUUUACGAUGUAACUUGUUGCAUUGUUACUUCAGAGAAACAAGAUAUCAUGAAACCAGAAGAUUUUCAUGACCAAGAAGUAAAUUCUCUGGCCCAUGUACAACAAGAAUGUACUAUUUUCAAUGGUGUAACUUAUUUGGGCUCGACAGCAAUAAACGUACCAAAAUCUGAAUCUGAAAUACAACGCAAUAUGAAUAUCUUAAAUGCAGAGCAGACCCUUAAUUUAGGAAUAAAGGUUUCUGUUUCUGUGCCUAGUAGUUCUCAAGGUUCUGUUGUUUUAUACGAUGCUGCUACACAACAUCCAAUUGCACAUUACGAGGUACAACGAAUUUUGUUUUACGCACGUGGUGAAAGCACCGGUCCAUGUGCAGCAUGUUUUGCUUUUACGUGGUCUCACGGGGAUACAUUGGAAUCUGCUAUAUACCAGUGCCAUGUUUUUCGAUGCGAUAUACCCGAAGCGGUAGGACAAGUGUCUGCUUGUUUCUCUAAAGCUUUUCAUAGAAUACCGCGAUCAAUGACCAGUUCUUUAACAGGAAGCGAUUUCAAUGGUUUCAAUAUUGGAAGUGAGAAAACCAAUUCACGAGUAUUUAUUUUUGAAGUGAUAAUGGAGAUAAAAGAAGAGGAUGGAAAGGGUGGUUUUAGUACAGUUCCUAAAGAUAGAAAUUGCUUCAAGCUGAGGAGUAAUGUAGCUAAACAAGUAUGUUUAAGCAUUCAGCAAGUAUCGAGCAAAGAAGGAGGAAUUACGCUUGAAGUUGAAAGGUGCUUUGGAGUUCUUGUUAGCCCUGGUCGUAACGUAAAGCACAGUGACAUGCGAUUACUUGAAAUGCAAGUGAAUGCUGGUCCAAUAGUCCAGGAUAAACAAUGUUAUAACAUAUGCGGCCACUGGGAUCCUGCAGAUCCAGCUCUAGAAGCUCUUAAUGUAGAAAUUCCUAGAGAAGGGAAAAUUUACAUGACAGUUGCCGUUGACUUAGUGAUACGCGGUAUUCGAGAACCUGUUAGAUUUAUAAUAGAAACUUCGGUCAAAGUAUUUCCACAGAACGAAAGAUUUUGGUAUUUUAAUAAACGAAAUCUUGUACAACAGUUUUAUCUUAAUUCAAAAGAGGUAAUAUCCGGGGAUGGAACGGAAGUUCACUAUGAAGUACAAAGUAUUGAAACUUCAGGGGAAUUAGACAGGAACAGAUUAAACCUUGCUCUUAAUUUAGCUUCGAUGAUUCGGUCACCAUCUUUGACUAGCAUUGACACACUAACGCCAAAGGAAGAAAUCGAUUCAGAUGGUGACGAACCAAUGUUAAGUGGUACAGGCGAGGUAUCAAAAGAUUGUUCCAGAGCUGAACUAGACAGUUGGGCGGAAGUUUUGGAAAGCUGGCAAGUUAACGAACAACGCCCAAAACUUCUCAUAAAACUUACGAAACAGGGUAUUCCCGAAGCUCUGCGUGGGGAAGUAUGGCAACGUUUGAGUAAUUGUGAUAAUUCACAAGAAAUGAUGGACAAAUAUAGAACUUUAAUUACCAAGGAGAGCAGUUGUGAAAGUGUUAUCUUAAGAGAUAUUAAUAGAACAUUUCCUGCCCAUGACUAUUUUAAAGAAACAGGUGGUUUGGGACAAGAUUCUUUGUAUAGAAUAAGCAAAGCAUACGCAGUCUAUGACGAAGAAGUUGGAUAUUGUCAAGGACUUAGUUUUCUAGUUGCUAGUUUAUUACUUCACAUGCCGGAGGAACAGGCUUUCUGUGUUCUGGUUAAAUUGAUGUACGACUACGGUUUGAGAGAUUUGUACAAGGAUAGAUUCGACAAUCUCCAUAUGCGAUUUUAUCAGCUGAAUAGAUUGAUCGAGGAUCAGUUGCCAGAACUUUAUAAACAUUUCUGUGAUCGUGGCGUAGAAACACACAUGUUUGCUGCACAAUGGUUUUUAACGUUAUUUACCGCCAGGUUUCCACUUUAUCUCGUUUUCCAUAUACUCGACGUGUUCCUUUUGCAAGGGCUCGACACAUUAUUUCAGGUCGCUCUUGCAUUAUUAAUGUUAUGUAAAAAGGAACUGCUCCAAUUGGACUUUGAAAGUAUAUUAAAAUACUUCCGGGUACACUUGCCUAAACGUUGCCGAAACGAAGAAGUAUCACGCUACGUAAUGAAGUUAGCUUGCUCGGUUACUUUAAAGAAGUUGAAGAAGUACGAAGCAGAGUUUAUGACGCUAAAAGAAGCACAAGAAAAUGCGGAUGAAUACAGUAACGAGGUAGAACAGCUACGUGGUACAGUGGCGAGGAACGAGGAAGAGAAACAAAGAUUAGAAGCUGAAUUGAUUCAGAUUAAAGAGAUGUUGCAACGGGAAGUGGCUAGAGCAGAUUCGGAAAGUCGACGAAGUAAUAUUAUCAUUGCUGAAUACAAACAGAUUUGCCAACGUUUAGAGGAUGAUUAUAAUGCUGCCAAAACAACACUGAGCGAGUUACGGUCUAAAGUUUCCAAGUGCGAAAAAUGUAGGAGUUGCAUAAUGGAUUCGUCCAACAUAUUGGCAGACAUUGCACAUCCUUUGGAAAACAGGAUAGAUCCUAUGUUGCACAGAGUGCAGGAAAGGGUACGAGAAUUGGAAUUGGAAUUGGCCCAAACUAAGCUCGCUCACGUUGAGGCCGAAUGUAGAAAUCAGGACUUGACGCAUCAGUUGCACGCCACUGCCUCUGAACUUCAAGCGGCAAGAAAUAGCUGGCCAUGGCUUAGCAAAACGCUAUCGAGUAUAAAAGAAGCGGCUAAUAAGAGGGAAGUAAUCGGUCCAUCCUUGAUGAAAGAUUUGAGACGAGACAGCGCACCUGGAGGUGAAAUGCAUCACCUGAUACAUUCCCGUAAUCGCGAUACUCGCGAUAAUCUCAAAGAAAUUGUGUGAUGCAGUAAGUAUUUUGAUUCGAGUGCACACGUGCGUUCAAAGCAGAAUGGCUAUGUUAAAUCAGAAACACAUACUUAAUCAUUGAUAUGUAUAAUUACGCGUAUACGUAUAUAUAUAUAUAUAUAUAUAUAUAUAUACUUGAAUAUUAAAAUACAGUUACUUUAACUAGGGAAAGCGUUGGAAGAAGAACUUGUACGUUACAAGAAAGAGACUUAUGUCAGACACAAUUUUGAAUACACAAUGUACGUCCAUGAUUACAUGUAGUAUUCUAUUCAUUGUCAGUCUGUACUAUUCGUCGCGUGCUUUUAGCGAGGGCAGCUUUAUCCUACGACACUGAUAUUGAUCUUGAGAUAUUACUUGUUCAAGUUUGUUAUUUUUUUUUUUACUAUACUCAUUUUCUCCUCUCUAUUUUUUUAAACUCAAAUUCGGUACGUAUCUUAUUGUUAGUGAUAUUAUUUGACAGCUAAGUUUCGUGCUUUACACAGUGGUUCUAUUUCAAACGAUUGAUUCAGAGAUAAUGCGUAUAGAAAAAAGAAAUCGAAAAAACGUUUGCGAUAACAAUUAGCGAUAAGUUCACUACGUUUUGUAUGAAACUAGUCUAAGAUGUGGAAAACUAGAAGUGCUAUAAGAUCUACUGUACAUAAAUGGUACUCUCAGGCAACUAACAAACGUAACAUACUGCAGAUAUUGAAAAUUUCAUGUUCAGCGAACCGUGACAAGUGUGGAUCGUGUGUAUCCGCAAUUUCAUUUUACUUUUUCUACCAAUUUAUUACAACGACAUUCCAAAAGCACACGAGCGCGUACCUUUUUUUAUUCGAAUAACGUGUUAUUUUAAUUAAAGAUAUCGAGGAUUUAUCAAGCUAAAUGACGUACACGUUUUCAUAACUAAUUUUAUCACCGCGAUUAACGCUAAAUUAGUGAAGAAAAUUAGUAAAGAAAAAGAAACAUCACAUUGUACAACUUUUAUGUUCGACUAUUUCGUAAUGAUCUUAAUAAUCAUUUGAAAUGUUUUUUAUAAAGCAUAACAGCUUUAAUGAUAUAACGAUAUAGGUAGUGUAAUAUAAGACUAGUUGUAAUCUUUUCCCGAUAGUUUGAUUUUCUAUGUUUGAAAAUUCAUAAAUGACACGUACAAAACGUCCGGCUCAAAAAGCAUAUUUAAUUGCCGUUUGUGUUGUGUUUUGAUCAAAUCUAUAUACAUACAAGUGUGUAUGUAGGAAGUUAGACGUAAAGCCAUAAAUUAUGUUAAGGCACACCACCACUUAAGGUCAGAAUUGAAUCAGACGUUUCAUAAACAAUUCACUCGCGCGAACAAUGAAAUGAACGCUUUGAAAGUAUAUUUUAGAUAGCUAAACGUAGCUUCGUAAUUAGUGCCAUUCAUUCGACAAAACAAAAAAACCGAUACCGUAGAGUUAUCAACGAUUAAUAAAUAUCGUGCCAUUAUUUUGCAUCUUUCCUCUUUUCUAUCAUUUCUUCUCUGAAGAUGAUAAUUAUUUAAUUUAGAAUCGGUUUUAUAAUUAACACAGACACACAUACACACGUGUGCGCGCGCGAUGAAAGGCAAAGUUUCACCUUAGAGACUCGUACAGUAGUUAAUAAUAAAGAAUAAUAAUAAUAAUUAUAUGAAAUAAAGAAUAAUAUACUUUUUUCUGUAAAUACUAAAGAAACCAAUAUCUUAUCAGAGGCAAACUUACUAACAAGUCAUGUAAAGAUUUAGAAUUAUUACAUAUGUAUCACUGUACACCUUGUAAUGUCAUUCCACUAUUAAUGAAAUAAAGAAGGAUAUCAUAUCUGUCUAUUUCAUAAGGGUUUA
Molecule: messenger RNA, 5165 nt
Organism: Osmia bicornis bicornis
Lineage: Eukaryota; Metazoa; Arthropoda; Insecta; Hymenoptera; Megachilidae
Gene: GAPcenA
Product: rab GTPase-activating protein 1-like
Exons: 17
Coding region: 221-3355 (1044 amino acids)
Source: RefSeq, a predicted model, not a curated record